AUGCGCGCUCGGAGAGCAAUGAUACUUACGUUCGAGCACUGCACCUCCGAAUUCGAGAGUUGGAGCAUGCAUGCCAAAGUGCGGGCGUCGACGUUCCAAGUCUGCCGGAAACCCCCGAUCGAGCUUCUCAGCCAGAACCGCCCUUCUCCGGGAGCGCUCCGGUGCCGCCUUCCAGCGCCCGCCACCAUCCUGGAGACGCAUCAGAGACCGGCCAAGACAACGCACGUCCAGUGGAUCCUGUCCCCGCCCCGCAGACCCUCCAUGGCGCUCCAGCUGCUGCUGCUACGCCCAGACUCAGCGAGUGGGCAGCCCGAGGGCCAGGUGAGCGCGAUGGGAACGUUUGCGGCUGGGGAUGCACAUCUGUACACCCACUCCACGCCCGAGUAUUUCGGCCAUUCUUCCGCCGCUUCGUUCAUGCAACAGGCUUGCCUUGAUCCGGCCGGCGGAGUCCAUCCGAGUACCAGCCACUAUCUCGCAUUCGCUGCCGAGCAAUGUGCUGCUGGCACGCAGUCGUCUGCACAACUUCAGUUGCGUAAUGCCGUGUUGCCGCCUCGGCCUUUGGCAGAUCAUCUCUUGGAAGCCUUCUGGGAUAGGAUCUUCUGCCAGUACCCCUUCUUCCAUCGCAAGAGCUUCGAAAGGCAAUAUGAGCGUCUUUGGGCGCCCUCGACUGCGUUGCCAGCUCAUACGCUGUCUAGUGCCGCGGUAGGCUUGGGCGGAAGCCCUGAGACACCAGGGAAUCUCAUGGUGUUCCACUGCGCCCUGAAUGCCAUUUUUGCACUAGGCUGUCACUUCUCCAGCUUCCCGGCCGCAGAUCGGGAGCCGCUUGCAUUUUCCUUCUUCUUGCGUGCGAAGGCUUUCAUUGGUCUCGACCUUCUAGAAGUCAACAGCAUCGGCGUGGUGCAGUCCCUCCUACUGACCGCCCUCUGUCUACAGAGUACCCCUUUUCCUUCCCGCUGCUGGAAUGCUGUCGGUGUCGCUUGCCGUGUUGCUCAGGGGCUGGGUUUGCAUACUGACGUCGGUGAUAGUUCCCGAGACGCUCUCGGAAUAGACAUCCGCCGCCGGACCUGGCAUGGAUGCGUUCACAUGGAUAUUACCGUGAGCAUGAUGCUCGGAAGACCCCCGGCGACCUUGCCAUCACCUCUUCCUCUACCGUCUGUGCUUGAAGAUGAGGAUAUUUGCAGAGGAGCGGUGGCAGAUCCGGGGCAAGAACAACCUUCGUGGAAACGAUUCUUCGUGGAGGCAAUCAAACUGAACAGAAUUUGCGCCGCCAUCAUGUCUGAGAUUUACCAGCCAUGGCUUGGCACGGACUGCCUCGGACCUCCGGAUUCUGCAUCACAGAAAAUAUUCACUGCCGUUGAUGUCCUUGCCAAGCUGGAUCUUAACUUGUCUGAAUUUGAAUCGCGCCUUCCGUCGUUCAUCUCCUGGACGACUGAAAGCCCUACAUCUACUGCAACCGCUGCAAGAUCGUCAGUGUACCAACAACAAAAAAAUGUCCUACAUGCAAGAUUUCUCCACCUGAAAUUAAUGCUCUAUCGACCUAUAUUUACCUUCCUAUGCAACUGCAAUCGCAAUCCCGCAUCAACCACGUCUACCAACACCAGCCCUCUCUAUUCGGCUGUCUCCACCCAAUGCGCACUGUCAUGUGCCAUCACAGCGAUGGACCUUCUCGAUCAUGUUUACGAUACUUACCUAUCAUCCGCGACGGACGCCUGGUGGUACAACGGACUCUACGCAUCAACAGCAGGAAUCGUAAUCAUCAUGGCUCAUUCGUGUCCUCAGGUCAUCGGUUCCGUCGACGAGGCCAGGUUGAAGCGGUCAUGGGAACGCUGUGUUGAAAUUCUGCAGCAUCUAUCUACUUACAACGUCCCAUCGAAGAACCAGCUCAAUUUGCUCCAACGAGCAUAUGCACAGCGUAUCUCGGACCAGCCGUUCCCCAGCUCCACCAACAAUCCGCGGCAAAAUCGAUCUGGAGUGCAGCAGCCAACGUCAAUGCCGAAUGCCACCCAAAGCUGGGAUCAACCUGCCCAGAAUGGGUCGGCAUUUGAAAGCCAGGGGGUCGACAACUAUCUAUCCGGGAACGACGGCAUGACUGACUUCGCAGCUGAGGGAUUUGGCUUCUUUGACUCCAUGAAUUUCUUUGAGGGGGGCUUUCCGAAUUUCGUCUCUGGUUGA
Messenger RNA from Lasiodiplodia theobromae, 2172 nucleotides. Its product is annotated as Zn(2)-C6 fungal-type DNA-binding domain. The transcript is spliced from 6 exons. Gene Ontology annotation, molecular function: RNA polymerase II cis-regulatory region sequence-specific DNA binding; zinc ion binding; DNA-binding transcription factor activity, RNA polymerase II-specific. Gene Ontology annotation, biological process: positive regulation of transcription from RNA polymerase II promoter by galactose; DNA-templated transcription. The coding region runs from base 1 to 2172 and encodes 723 amino acids. Gene Ontology annotation, cellular component: nucleus. Lineage: Eukaryota; Fungi; Ascomycota; Dothideomycetes; Botryosphaeriales; Botryosphaeriaceae. The record is from RefSeq and is a predicted model, not a curated record.